ACCCCAAUCAAUCCGCAGUGCCGUUUCCUAUGCCCUAGCCUCAAGCCUUCUAUCGAUCUCGCAACUCUGUGCCUCAACAUCUCCACCCGGCCCCUACCCCUCCACUCCUCCCUCUCAAAUAGCUGCAUGUUUUUUUAGCGUCGAAAAUUGUACUUCUGUUUGUGCUCUCCUCCCUCCCUAAGCUUUGUCCCCUUCCCUCUCGUUUGGAAAGGCUUCCGGCCGCCCUUCCCAGUUGCUAUAUGCAUCGGCCAUGCAAUAGAUGCUCUUUGACCGCUAACGUUUCGUCUUUUUUUUUCUUUUUUCUUUUUUUACAGAUAGACCUUCUCUGGGACCAUGGGAGACCAUCAACAAAACCAGCGGAUGUAUCGGCCUCCUUACAAUCCCCAUACCCCGGCUUCACAGCGUGAUGCCGCUUUCUCAAAUAUCUUUGGCACUGCUCCCUCAGGCCGUUCUCAGACCAUGACAUCUCAAUCGGGUAUCUCGCCGUUAAGCGGGCGUUCACAAACAAUGUCCUCACAGCCGGGAAUGUCUGGAUACGCCAGUUCAUCCCGUCAACAACAGCAGGGAUAUCCACCCAAUGGAUACAAUCAACAAGCUCCCCCCAAUGCCUAUCAUCACCCACAGCCCAACCCCAACUCCAGGGGACAAUACCAACCCCAGAAUCCGCCUCAGCCCAUGCACCCCGAACGGAGGCCAUAUGCACAGCGGGUGCCUGUUCCACCCCCCGGAGCACCCCCUCCUAACCCAAACAUGUCAAAACCAGCUCCCCACAGGUAUUACCCACCCCCGCCCGCUCUAAAUGCGGAUCCGUAUCGUUCCAGAUCCAUGGCAGCAACGUACUCACCCUCCGGCGGACCGCCGGGGCCACAUUUCUCUCGCCCUGGGGUUGGACCGUCGGGACCUCAUAUGUCUAGGACUACCGCACAGGGGAGGAUCGUACCGGAGAGGCAUGAUGAGCGCACCAUGUCACUGACCACAUACCCUCAUGACCGGGACUUUUCCCAAACUGCGAGUGGGCGAGUUAUCCCUCACCGCCGGAAGGAUUCCCAGGAGAGUCAGUAUAGUCAGACUAGCCAGUAUCGACAACAACCGGAACAACAACGGUUUAACUCUAUGCCGGCUAGGGAAAACAAUUAUGUCUCUAAGCAACGGACGCCAAGCUCUGCUAGCACCGCUUCGAGCAUUGCGGCGUUUAGCCCUUCCGGACCUCCGUCUAUCAAAUCAUCUUUCACGGAUUCUACACUUGUGUCAAGGCCCUCAAUGAAUAAUUCUGGGUCUUCGCCUGGAAAUGGUGCCUCCGUUCCUGUGAAGCGUACGCCACUCGUGUACCCUGCUUUAUUGUCCCGGGUUGCAAACGCUAUGCGAGAGUGCAUAAUUGUUGGAGAUCGUGUUAAGAACGAACUUGCAUAUACAUCGGCUUUCACCGGCGCAGAAGCUGUUGACGUGAUUUCUUACAUCAUUAAGACUAGUGAUCGAAGCCUUGCCCUGCUUCUAGGAAGGGCUUUGGACGCCCAAAAAUUCUUUCACGAUGUCACCUACGACCAUCGGUUACGGGAUUCACAAGUGGAGGUGUACAAAUUCAAAGACGGCUUGCUUGAUGAUGACAAUGACGUUAACGGUGUAUUUACCCUCCUUACGGAGUGUUACUCGCCCACUUGUACACCCAAACAGCUCUGCUACUCAAUAGCUUGUCCCCGUCGUCUGGAGCAACAGGCUAGAUUGAACAUGCAGCCACGGCCUGGUUUGAAGCGAGAGGAAUCCCGGUCGAGCUUGCAUGGAGACGAUGACAAGGAACAGAAGCUGUGGAUUCACACAGUGCCUAAAGAGAUCGCGGAGAGCGUAUCGGAGAAGGAAAAAAAGAGACAGGAGGUUAUCUGUGAAGCCAUCUACACCGAGCGGGAUUUCGUGAAGGAUCUGGAAUAUCUUCGAGACUUCUGGAUGAAACCAUUACGCUCGACAAAUCCCCAAAACCCCUCACCUAUCCCGGAACACCGUCGUGAGAGGUUCAUUCGCACAGUCUUUGGAAAUGUUCUGGAAGUCCAUAAUGUCAACUCUCGUCUCGCAGAGGCCCUCACUCGAAGGCAGCAACAGUCUCCGAUUGUCCACAACAUCGGAGACAUCUUUCUCGAAUUUGUGCCCCUGUUCGAGCCUUUUAUCAAGUAUGGUUCGAAUCAGCUGUAUGGGAAAUAUGAGUUUGAAAAGGAGAAAGCUGCCAAUCCCAAUUUUGCCCGUUUUGUGGAAGAGACGGAGAGAAUGAAGGAAUCGCGGAAGCUGGAACUCAAUGGUUACCUCACCAAGCCAACAACCCGCCUCGCUCGAUAUCCACUGCUGUUAGAGGCAGUAAUGAGGCCAACAAGUGACGACAACCCCGACAAGAAAGACCUACCAAAGGCCACUGAACUUAUCCGAGAGUUCCUUACGCGGGUAAACAUCGAAUCUGGGAAGGCCGAGAACCACUUCAAUCUUAUGCAGCUCAAUGGGCAAUUGAUUUUCCGACCCGGGGAGCAUGUCGAUCUUAAGCUAACUGAAGAGGGGAGGCAAUUGAUUUUUAAGGGAAGCCUUAAGAAAAGUGCAGCACCAGAUGGUGGUGGAGAUAUUCAAGCUUUCUUGUUUGAUCAUGCAUUGCUCUUGGUCCGAAUAAAGUCGGUCAACAAGGGAGAAGAGUAUAGGGUGUACCGAAAGGUAAAUUCGAUACCACCCUUUCCUACUCCACAGAGAAAACUAAUCAAUUUUACAGCCGAUCCCGCUUGAGCUACUUGUUAUUGCUCAAAUGGAAGAAGUUUUGCCCAGGGCAGGAAUUUCAAAACGCCCGUCUUCAAGUCUUAUUCCAGGGACCAGGACUAUGAGGAAUAUUCCCAACGAUUUUAAUUCAAGGGAAAAGGGUUAUCCCAUCACCUUCCAGCACCUCGGAAAGCGUGGCUAUACCGUUCCCCUAUUUGCAUCCUCGGUUGUUAGCCGUAGAAAAUGGAUCGAGCAUAUUGAGGCACAGCAAUCCGUGCUUCGAGAGCGUAGUAGCAUAUUUACCCGAACGAUACUCUGCGAUGACUUCUUCAACGUGGGAAACCGAGUGAGCUGUCUUGUGCCCAUAGGUAAGCCCGGUUCCCUCCUGAAAAUGCCCUCUAAUAAAGUUUGACCAAUAUCCUCGAAUUAGAUGGCGGUAGAAAACUUGUUUAUGGCACCGACAGUGGCAUAUAUAUUUCUGAGCGGAAACCUAAAGAGGGAGCAUCCGCGGUCCCGAAAAAGGUGAUUGAAGUUAAUAAAGUUGAUCAAAUUGACGUUCUGGAAGAAUUUUCAAUACUUUUAUUGCUUUCAGAGAAAACACUUAUGUCUAUUCCUAUUGAGGGCCUGGACCCCAAUGAUACUACCCUUGCAAACAAGCGCCCCAAGAAGGUAGCAGGACAUACAAACUUCUUCAAAGCUGGCGUGUGUCUUGGAAAAGUGCUUGUGUGUUGCGUCAGGAGUUCGUCAUUGUCUUCGACGGUCAAAGUUUAUGAACCUUUAGAUACCUUCGCACGUAGUAAGGGGCGGCCAGCUUUUCGAGGGCUUCUACGAGGUGGACAGGAUACACUGAAGGCAUUCAAGGUUUGCGUCCUUAUUUCCUGACUUACUAUUACUUACUGACUUUCCUUUUUUUAUUUUUACCCUAGGAAUUCUACAUCCCCUCUGAAUCGACCUCAAUACACUUUUUGAAGUCAAAACUUUGCGUUGGAUGUUCUAAGGGCUUUGAGGUUGUAAGCCUGGAAACGCUGGAGGCCCAGUCGUUACUGGACCCUGCAGAUACGUCAUUAGAACUAUUCCAAAGGAAGGAAAACGUCAAACCGAUAGCCAUCUAUCGAUUAAAUGGCGAGUUCUUGUUGAAUUAUUCGGACUUCUCCUUCUUCGUCAAUAGGAAUGGAUGGCGCGCACGACCUGACUGGCAAAUUGCGUGGGAAGGUCAGCCAACCGCCUUCGCUUUCUCUUACCCUUAUCUCCUCGCCUUUGAACCCAGCUUCAUCGAAAUAAGGAACGUGGAAACCGGCGGGCUGGUUCACAUUGUCACUGGAAAAAACAUUCGGCUGCUCCAUGAGUCUACCCGUGAGGUAAUUGAGUUUCCUUCACUAUCGCCUACCCCCAAAUGAUACUGAUGAUGACCAGAUCUUAUAUGCAUGCGAAGACGAGGGAAGCGGCGACGAUGUUAUCGCAUCUCUAGAUUUUUGGUCUCGGCAAAAGAUCUAGACGGCAGCCAAUGCGCAGCGCGGGAUUGGUGGGCCAGGGAGGUGAUGGUGAUAUAACUUAUGGUUCUAUAAACCUUAAAGACGGAGAAUGGGCUACUUUCACCCGAUAAUUCGUCAGUCUUAAGAAUGUGUCCUUGUUUCCAGGCUUUGAUUUUGGGUAAUAAUAAGGUGGUACUGAAACCCAAGUAAUUAUGUCCGUGUUUUUCUAUUAUUAUUUUCUUUUUUGUACUCGACAAAGACUGGGAAGAAAGGAGCGAUGAGUUAUGACGGAUAGGGCUCUCUUUUUCUAAAGUGAUGAGGGGGGGGGAACUAGGUGGUGGGGUGGAUCUUUCCUUCUCCUUUUCCAAAUUUCAUUUCCUGUUCUGUUGGCGUUUAGUUCUGGGACUAAGGCAUUCUCAAAUGGUUAUCUUUUGUCUUCCCCUCCCCCCCCUUUUUAUUCUUCUUGCUGUUUACGGAAUAUAUACCCUUUUCGCCGCAAUGGUUUACCAAACAUGCGUUGGAUAUUUGGGUGAAAGUCCUCUUCAAUUAGAGAUGACUGAACGUGAUGUCCUCCCGGCGUAGGGAAUUGUUUUGCGAUUAUGGGUUUCUCCUAUAUAUUGUGUCGAAUAGAUGAGGCCGCUGGUGCCGGACGGCAUUCACUCUGCAUUGGUAUUGAUGGCAGUUGUUUUAUGCAGAGGAGGACGUUAUAGUGUGGUGUGACCGGUGAAUUGUAUAGUAUUAUAUCUCAAUGAAGUUGCGUUUGCGGCAUCAGAGGUGCCUUUUUCUUUUCUGCCGAAAUCAUUUCUUGCUAAAUACACGUCCGCGGGUCGGUCAUCCCACUACCACGAUGCGAGCAUCACGGUUGCCAACAAGUCAGUGGGAAACUUUGCCGAGUGAUACCCUGCGACAGAAUGCGAAGUGGAAGGAAGUAAGCUCUAUCAUACAAAUUGUUUUGAAUAAAAUUCACUCAUCUGCCAUCGGCCCAACGCCCCAAACGAGCUUGAGCGCCCAUGACUACCUCUCUACCUCAUCAGAGUGGAGCUCGCCUUAUCCCUCUUCUGGAUGCCCUGCCCGAAUCAGUAGAGGGGUCGAAGCCCACACGGACGGACCACGGGUAGCAGCAGAAUUUCAUGGCUCUGAUGAGAUUGUUUUCCUUGCAUUAUAGUAUCAAAUGGCGGUCGCCGGAUGAGCCAGAAGGACAGACGUAGCGGGGGUGUGGCGGGAAAGAAUAGGGUCUGACUGUACUUUCAAGCUGCGUUUUUUUUUAGAUCCGCUCCAAGUCAGUGGAGAGUGAAGUGAAAUACUUGUAGUAUCAUAGCUCCAGAAGAGCUCAGGCAAGGGUCACGUGGCCCGCUAUAGCUUUCCAAUAGAGCGGUAAGAUGGAUUCUCUUCCGGGCUAAGUAAGUACUCGAGUAUGUGCUGUGGUUUCGACCCAAGUUCGGGGUGUGAUACUGUACAACAAACCGGGCAACUAUGAUGCUCGAGGUAUCACACAGUAAUCAUACAUCCCCCAUUCACAGAUCAACAAUUCCCGAGUGACUUACAGUGACGCCAUGCCUUUAGAUCGCGCUACCCCAAUUCCUCAUUUCCAGAACCUAGUAUGGUACCGGUAUCAUACUAUACUGCCGAAUUCAGAUGAAAGUGGAAGAUCACUUUAGGAAUUCCAAGAGCUCCAUCGAGAGAACAUCUAAUACGAGUAUAUCAUCCAUCACCUGUACUAGCAGUCCUAGACUGAGUUCUUUUUUUUUUUAUUCUUAUUUUUUUACACAAUUUAACACCCAGAGAGUAUGAUACUCGCGCGCCCCAGAUCCUCCCACAGGUAAUCAUAUGGAGCCAUGCAUUCGGGUCCCUUGCAGUUCACGUGACCGAUACGCCGGCAAGGACUAUGAUAUUGUAGAUAUGAUAAGAAGACGGCCCGUCCCGUCGUCCCCUUUUCCCCUCCCCUUGCUUUUCCCACGAAGAUCUGCCGAUUUUUCCCCACCCACCAAACUCAGAUAUAUCAUAUUAUCAGACUGCCGGUAUUUCCCAUGCAUAUCUCUGAUUUCCCAAGAAUUUAUAGCAAUGCACACACACACACCUUUCUGUUGUUAUAAAUUUAGUAUGGAAGUCAAUGGAUGGCCCUUGCCAGUCAGUGCACCCACCAUGUUUACCCUUAAAUCAACGUCUCCAAAUAUCCUCCAGCGGUAACCGAAACAUCACCCCCUUCCCGCGCAGUUCGGGGAAGUAGCUAGGUGCAAGCCAAGUGCGCUCAAGGCAAUUUCCCGCUGUGUGAAACACCUUGACGUAAUCUAGCGAGUGGUGGACAAAGGCGAAUAUUUGCAUUCUUGGUAUUCUCGGCGCCCUUUGCUUGUUCGUCGGUGUGUAAGUUCUUGUUUUCCCCUCGCGGUUUCCAGUCCAGAUUAUAUACCAUGCAUACAGGACCCCACUUGACUAUUGGCGAUAGCACAAAACCAGAGGUCAAAUAGGACAUAAAAUCGAGAACCCUGACAUCUUUUUGUGAAUAGGGGUUAUCACGGUAUUCCGAAAAGAGGUCUGUGAAUUCGAGAGUUCGUUAGCUAGACGGCGAGAAAUCACACCAGAGCCUGCGGCCCAGGCAUGGGAGACACUCUAUGUAUGUAAGUAUGCACGCUCGGAUUUUCGGCCGGAAAGAUAUUGCAGUAGAAUAUGAUAAACAGCAGGUUGCUGCCGGAUGCCCUCCUGACUCCGAAUUUCUGUUGGGAGAUUAAGUCAGCCACACCCAAGUCACUCGUAAGGCAUGUACCGGUAUAUCGUACCGCGCAGGCUACGGCCGAAACCAUCUCAACUCUGCCGACCCCAACUCAUUCUUACAUACCACUUUCUCCCCGGUGCUUCUCCUACAUGGCCCACGGCGCCAACGAGAGCCCUACCCGAAUAUGCCGAGUGGAUGCACUCCCAAGAUGAGGGGUAAGGGAUCACGUGGGCAAGAUAUGCAGCCGACUGGGACGAACUGGAGGAAACUCCAUCUCAUGGUUGGAAACCGAUACCGGUACCGUAGCUUGGUGACGGGAAAUUUCUACCGGGGGGAGGGAAGGG
Molecule: messenger RNA, 7247 nt
Organism: Tuber aestivum (summer truffle)
Lineage: Eukaryota; Fungi; Ascomycota; Pezizomycetes; Pezizales; Tuberaceae
Source: the annotation of a GenBank genome assembly